ACAUGGGAGGCUCUGGAGUUACUAUAUCAGAACUCCUUCUGAGGUGUAAGGAGGAUACGUCUAAUAACUCAAUCGCUGUAAGCCUAUUGUUAUUUUUCUGAUAUUAAACAUCUCUCCAGGCUCAGAUUGAUUGCAAUGUUCCUUCUACUUCCUUUCAUCGUUCUGAUAGAUGUCAAAGACUUCGCACUGACUCAAGGCAGUACAAUCCCUCCUUUGUGCCAAAAAGGGUAUUUUCCCUGUGGGAAUCUGACCAAGUGCUUGCCCCGGGCUUUUCACUGUGAUGGUGUGGACGACUGUGGCAACGGCGCAGAUGAGGAGAACUGCGGUGACACUAGUGGAUGGGCAACCAUAUUUGGCACAGUCCUUGGAAAUGUUAAUAACGUGACAUUAACACAGGAGUGCUUUUUAAACCAGUAUCCACAACACUGUGACUGCAAAGAAACCGAAUUGGAAUGUGUAAAUGCCGGCCUGCAGUCUGUGCCUGUGAUUUCCACCAACGUGACACUACUGUCUCUAAAGAAAAACAAAAUCCACAGUCUUCCAGAUAAAGUUUUCACCAAAUACAAAGAACUUAAAAAGAUAUUUCUUCAGCAUAAUUGCCUUAGACACAUAUCCAGGAAAGCAUUUUUCGGAUUAUAUAAUCUGCAAAUAUUAUAUCUCAACCACAACUGCAUUACUACUCUCAGACCUGGAGUAUUCAAAGACUUGCAUCAGCUAACAUGGCUAAUUCUAGACGACAAUCCAAUAACCAGGAUUUCUCAGCGGUUGUUUACUGGAUUAAAUUCCUUGUUUUUCCUAUCUAUGGUUAAUAACUACUUAGAGGCCCUUCCCACGCAGAUGUGCACCCAAAUGCCUCAACUCAACUGGAUGGACCUGGAAGGCAAUCGAAUCAAGUAUCUUACGAACUCCACCUUUCUGUCCUGCGAUGCGCUCACUGUGCUGUUUCUGCCUAGAAAUCAAAUUGAUUUUGUUCCAGAGAAGACAUUUUCUUCAUUAAAAAAUUUAGGAGAACUGGAUCUGUCUAGCAACAUGAUAAUGGAGCUACCAGUCCACCUGUUUAAAGACCUGAAUCUUCUCCAAAAACUGAACCUGUCAUCCAAUCCUCUUUUGUAUCUCCACAAGAACCAGUUUGGAAGUCUUAAACAACUUCAGUCUCUAGACCUGGAAAGGAUAGAGAUUCCAAAUAUAAACACAGGAAUAUUCCAACCCAUGAGGAAUCUUUCUCACAUUUAUUUCAAAAACUUUCGAUACUGCUCCUAUGCUCCCCAUGUCCGAAUAUGUAUGCCCUCGACUGACGGCAUUUCUUCAUUUGAGGACCUCUUGGCUAACAAUAUCCUCAGAAUAUUUGUCUGGGUUAUAGCUUUCAUUACCUGCUUUGGAAAUCUUUCUGUCAUUGGCAUGAGAUCUUUCAUUAAAGCUGAAAAUACAACUCACGCUAUGUCCAUCAAAAUCCUUUGUUGUGCUGACUGUCUGAUGGGCAUUUACUUGUUUUUCAUUGGCUUUUUUGAUAUAAAAUACCGAGGGCAAUAUCAGAAGUAUGCCCUGCUGUGGAUGGAGAGUUUACCGUGCCGCCUCAUGGGGUUCCUGGCCAUGCUGUCCACCGAAGUCUCUGUCCUGUUGCUAACCUUCUUAACCCUGGAGAAGUUCCUGGUCAUCGUCUUCCCCUUCAGUAACAUUCGUCCCGGGAAGCGGCAGACCUCGGUCAUCCUCAUUUGUAUCUGGACCGUGGGAUUUUUAAUUGCUGUAAUUCCCUUUUGGAGCGAGGAUUACUUUGGAAACUUUUAUGGGAAAAAUGGAGUAUGUUUCCCACUUUAUUACGACCAAACAGAAGAUAUUGGAAGCAGAGGAUAUUCUCUUGGAAUUUUCCUAGGUGUGAACUUGCUGGCAUUUCUCAUCAUUGUGUUUUCCUACAUUACUAUGUUCUGUUCCAUCCAAAAAACCGCCUUGCAGACAGCAGAAGUGAGGAAUCACAUCGGAAAAGAGGUGGCUGUUGCAAAUCGCUUCUUUUUUAUAGUGUUCUCUGAUGCCAUCUGCUGGAUUCCUGUAUUUGUCGUUAAAAUCCUUUCCCUCCUCAGAGUGGAAAUACCAGGCACAAUCACCUCCUGGAUAGUGAUUUUUUUCCUUCCAGUCAACAGCGCCUUGAACCCGAUCCUCUACACGCUCACCACCAGUUUCUUUAAGGACAAGUUGAAACAACUGCUGCAUAAACAUCGGAGGAAAUCCAUUUUCAAAAUUAAAAAAAAAAGUCUAUCUACAUCCAUUGUGUGGACAGAUGACUCCUCUUCAGUUAAACUUGGGGUUUUGAACAAAAUAACCCUCGGGGACAGUAUAAUGAAACCAGUUUCCUAGUAAUGGCUUUGGAUCACUGGACUUUCAAGGGUACCUAAAACAGGUACGGCUUUGGGAAGAUAGCGACCGCAAUGCUUUUCAUCUUGGUCAGUGGCAACCCUUCGGCACAGCGGACACAGUGGAAUAAGUGACUUCUGGCCCUGCAUUCCGGUGGCAGCUCUACUAUGCAUGAACUGGGCUGGGAACGGCACUGAAGGACUCUUCUCCUCACCUUACAUGCCUGAAACACACAGUGACUCCAGAGAGGGUAGGCUGACAUGCCGUUGACCUCUAGCUACUCAGCACCACCAACCUGCCCUCGAAUGCCCACAUGUAGACACUCUAUGUUCUUCAUUUUACAUUGUUUCACUGUCCUUAAAGUACAGUCACAACAUCUUAUUCCAGGGUGGCCAUGAUAACAUAAAUCUAACAUCCUUGCUCUCAUAGUAUCAAACCAAAUUAUUAGCAUCCUGUGGAUGCUUGGACAGCAAAGGAUUUCUGAAGAUGUUCCACCUACCCCAAGUCUUACCUACAGAGGCUGCUGGAGUAGCAACUUUGAAAGCAGAACUUCAUACAAAGUUGCCAUGUCUAACAGAUCCAGAAAGGCCCAUUGAUGACCCCUAGUACCAUUUGCCUUUUUGGCUUUCAUUUAAGCUCAGAAGA
Molecule: messenger RNA, 2991 nt
Organism: Marmota flaviventris (yellow-bellied marmot)
Lineage: Eukaryota; Metazoa; Chordata; Mammalia; Rodentia; Sciuridae
Source: RefSeq, a predicted model, not a curated record